AUGAUCUUUGACGGGCGCGAGUUCACCUACGCUCAAAUUUCCCAGCGGGUCAACCGGCUGGCGAACGCCAUGGCGGAACUGGGCGUGACCCCGGGCGAUCGAAUCGCGACGAUGCAGGUGAAUAGCCACCGCAGCAUCGAAUUGUACUUCGCCGCAGCGCAGUUGGACGCUGUUUAUGUGCCCAUCAACUUCCGUGCCAAGACGGACGAGUUGCAUCAGAUGCUGCGCAUAGCGGAACCGACUUGCCUGUUAUGGCGAGCGGUAUCUGGAGUUUGCUGGGGGAAGAGGAACCUGUUCGGAUGCCCCAGGACCGGUUGA
This is a messenger RNA of Geodia barretti, 318 nucleotides long. Lineage: Eukaryota; Metazoa; Porifera; Demospongiae; Tetractinellida; Geodiidae. The record is from the annotation of a GenBank genome assembly.